Messenger RNA from Penicillium cinerascens, 1122 nucleotides. RefSeq names its product putative integral membrane protein. NCBI's taxonomy places the organism in Eukaryota, Fungi, Ascomycota, Eurotiomycetes, Eurotiales, Aspergillaceae. The transcript has 5 exons. The record is from RefSeq and is a predicted model, not a curated record. Bases 1 to 1122 code for a protein of 373 amino acids.
AUGGCUUUGGUUCCGUCAUUGCUGGGACGCAGUCCUGGAGAUGCGAACAUUGAUCGGAAUGUGCAAACUUGGGACUAUGUGUGCCAGUCAUUAUGCAUUAUUGGAAUGACUGUUUUCUUCGGGCUUCGGGUGUAUACUCGUGUGUUCGUUCUGAACGGGUUCAAUAAAGAGGAUUGGAUGGUUGCGGGGGCUUGGUUCCUUGGAACUGGCUACUCCGUUAUUGCCUUGAUCAUGGGACACUACGGAGGAGGCCUUCAUCUCGACGAUGUCCCUCCUGAACACAAGAUCCCUUUUGAAAAGACCGUGUACGUGACAAUGGUCAUGUACGGUCCAACAGCCUACCUCACGAAGGUCUGCCUCCUGUGGAUCAUGACCCGUGUAUUCAAUCCUUUCCGAAAGGCCGUUAUUUUCAUCUAUGUCUUUAUGGGCAUCAUGCUUGCCUACUACAUCCCAGCGGUCAUCGUGAAGAUCCGAAUCUGCAACCCCAUCGGCAGUUUCUGGAACAAAGACAUCCAAGGCACAUGUCUCGAUGAGACAUCUAUCAUCCUGGCCGAUGCCGUCGUGAGUAUGGUCAGCGACUUGAUCAUUCUCAUCCUCCCACUUCCCUUAACAAUGAGCUUGCAAAUGCCCAAGAAAAAGAAGUUGCGUGUCAUCGGUCUCCUGGGAGCGGGUGGUCUGGCCGUGACUGCCAGUGUCAUCCGUUUGGCGCUCAUCGUCACCACUGGACAAUCCAAGGAUGCCACUUAUGCUUUUAUGAGAAUCAACAUGCUUGGCAAUGCCGAAAUUGCCAUGGGUGUUAUCUGCACCUGUCUCCCCGCCCUUUCAGCCCUCCUUAUCCGCGUCUUCCACGAAUACUCCAGCAACAAAGCAACUCAAUCCGAGUACAAGCUCAGCACAGUGCAGAAUCAGUCUAAGACUCAGCGGAGCAAGAAACAAAUGAGUGUACUGGAGGCAGAAUCUGAUGAGGAUGGCCUCAUGUACAACGCCCAGGGCAACCCACGGGUCGAAACAACUGUUCACGGCGAUACCGAGCGGCAAGGAAACCCGAGAAGCUCGCCAUUCAACGGUGGUAUUGGUAUUACAAGAACUGUCGACGUUUCAACCUCCGUGGAGACUCAAUAA